GACGCGCACGCGCCCCCCUCGUCAUCCGUCUCGUGUAACGAUUGCGCACAACUGCGUAAAUUGCUUAGUAAAACAAGCAUGAUCAUGUACGAUUGAGGCGCAAAUCUAUUCUGUAUUUACUGGUUACUAAUCCGGACGUUACGAGACUUGCAUAACAGCGAAUGAUAACUUUCCUCGUGGUCGCUUAUUUAACUGCGCGUCUGCUACACUGCGGCGAUGUGUCUUCUUGAGUCGGUAGAUGUCUCUAAACGCGGCAGCGUGGCCUAGUUCAUAAGGCUCUGUACAUGCGAGUUCACGGAAAUCUCCGUUUUGUUGGUGCUAAAUCUAAACCUAUAGUAUUAUAUAUAACAGGAGUGCGGUAAACAAUCAUGGGUAAAGACAGGAAGACUAAGAAAGACAAACUGGAUGAUGAUGACACCUUGGUGCAAGACCUGGAUAGUCUCACCAUUACUGACAAAGGAGGCGCUAAGAAAAAGGUGGACACCAGUGGCGACGGCCUCGAUGACGACAUGCCCGCCCGCAAGGGUAAGGCUAAGAAAGGCGCCAACAAGCUAGACGACAGCGACGAUGACGAGCCAGCCAAGCCUGCUAAAGGUCCAACUAGCAAAAAGGCGAAGGGUAAGAAGGGCCGUGGCGACGACGACAGCGAGGAGGAAGAGGAGGUUGUGAAGCCAGCCGGAAAGGCAAAGAAAGGCAAGAAGAAAAUGGCCGAGGACAGCGACGACGAAGUCGAACCCGUGAAACCUGCGCAAAAGGGGAAGAAGGGCAGAAAGAAAGGUGGAGACGAGAGCGAUGAGGAUGAGGAGAUCGCUAAGCCUGCCAAGGGAAAAAGGGGAAGAAGAAGGGAGACGACAGCGAGGACGACGAUGAGCCUGCCAAACCAGCAAAAGGAAAGAAGGGAAGGAAAAAAGGAGGCGAUGACAGCGACGAUGAGAACGAGGAGGAGUCCAAGCCGGCCAAAGGCAGGAAAGGCAGGAAAAAGGGAGACUGAGAGUGACGAAAACGAAGAAGAUGCGAAGCCCACUGCUAAGGCCAAAAAAGGAAAGAAGAAGGCAGGAGACGAGAGCGACGAUGAGGACGACGUCAAGCUGGCCAAGGGCAAGAAGGGGAAAAAGACGGCAGCGGGCGAUGAAAGCGAUGAAGAAGAGGCUAGACAGCCGGUCACCAAAGGGAAGAAGGGAAGAAAAAAGCGGGAGAUGAGAGUGAGGAUGAGGAGGAAGACAAGCUGCUAUUCUCUAAACGAAAACAAAAGAAGGGUAGAGGCCUGCUCGACGAGAGUGGUGAUGAGGAUGACGAGAUGCCUACUGCUCCUGCCUUGUCGAAGAAAAAGAAAAACAAGAAACAGAAGGACUCCGACGACGAAGAUGUGCCCAAGGCUCCCAAGAAAAAGAUGGGCGGUUUCGCACUCCUUGAUGUUGGUGAUGACGACUGACGACGUGGAGGAUGUGGAUAGUGCAAAGGAGGAUGUUGAAGAGCAGGAGGAGAAGGUUGUGAAAGAGGAGAAGAAAGAGAAAAAGAAGAAGGAGAAGAAGAAAAAGAAGAACCAGGAUGACGACGAGCUUGAGAAGAUGCUGGAAGAGCUCACACUGGAAAUCGAAGGCAAGAAACCGCCGCCCACGAAAGAGUCUCUCGCUGCUGCUGCUGCUGCUGCUGGUCAAGAAGGCGAAGAGGGUGAAGCCAAGGAGGCCAUGACUGGCAAGAAGAAGAAGAAAAAGGACAAGAAGGCUGCUGCCCAGGAUGAGCCUUUGGAAGGAGCUGAGGAGGCCAAGGAGCUCAAGGAUGAGGCAGCUGCACCUGCUGCAGAGUCGAAAAAGGCCAAAAAGAAAAAGAAAGAUGCGGCUAAAAAAGAAGCUGAAGCCGCCCCUACUGUUCCCAGCAAGGAAACGACGCCAGUUCCUGCAGCUGGGGAGGAGCCUGCUCCUGCAGAAGGGGCUGAAGGCGCUGAAGAAGAAGCAGGUGAUGGUAAGAAGAAAAAGAAGAAAAAGGAUGAAGAUGACAAGAAGAAGCAAAAAAAGCCUGGCUCCAAGCAGAUUGCUGCUAUUCAAGAGCACCUGAGGAAGCUAAAGGAGGAAGAGGAGAGAAGGAAACAAGAAGAAGAAGAGAAAAUCAAAGCCGAGGAGGAAGCUGAAAGGUUGCGAGAGGAGAAGCUGAAGCAGGAGCAGGAGCGCAAGGAACGCAAGAAGCAGAAAGAGAAAGAGCGGCGGGAGCGUGCCAAGGCUGAGGGACGGCUGCUCACCAAGGCACAGAAAAUGGCGCGGGCCCGCAUGGAGGCCACGCUUAAGACACUCAAGGAGCAAGGCAUAGAGGUGCCGCAGAUAGGAGAGAAGAAGGAGAAGACCUCGCGCACCAUGGACCGCCGCAACAGGAACCAACGCAAGAAGCCUGAGGAAGAGGAGAAGAAAGUGGACGAGACGGUUCCCCAAGUACAGCUGGAAAUUUUGGGACCAGACACCACGGCAGCCACUGAGCAAAAGGAGAUGUCGCCCACAGAGCCACCUCCAGAGGAGAAGGAGGAUGUGAAGGAUGCCUGGGACGAGACCUCGUCUGAGGAGGAAGACGACGAAGAGGAGACGAUUGAAGAGAAGAUGAAAAUGGACAUCAAGGUUCAGGUCAAAACUGAAGCUCCCAAGAAGGCUGUGGCCCAAAAAAAGGCCCCCCAACCUGCCAAGAAGCGGAACGAAUCUUCCUCUUCCGAGUCUGAUGACGACGAGUCCUCAUCUGAGGAGUCCUCUGAUGAAGACAGCAGCGAGAGUGAGGAUGACAAGUCUCAUUCCAAGGAGAAAGUGAUCGCAAGGCUAAGGAAACUAAGAGAGGAAGCUGAGAAAAAGCGUACAGUGGACAACCUUCGGUCACCGGUCAUUUGCGUCCUAGGGCAUGUAGACACGGGCAAGACAAAGAUUUUAGACACGAUUCGGCAUACUCAUGUCCAGGACAGUGAAGCUGGUGGCAUUACUCAACAGAUUGGUGCUACCAUGGUUCUAGAUGCCAUCAAGGAACAAUGCAAGAUGGUCAAAGAGUUUUCAAACAAGCCAUUGAAGAUUCCUGGCCUCCUAAUUAUUGACACUCCCGGUCACGAGUCGUUCAGCAACCUGCGUUCGCGUGGCUCUUCACUGUGUGACAUGGCAAUCCUAGUGGUCGACCUGAUGCAUGGCCUGGAACCACAGACCAUUGAGUCACUAAACAUGCUGCGCUCUCGCAAGACACCGUUUGUCGUGGCACUGAACAAGGUGGACCGUCUGUACGACUGGAAGGGCAACCGCAACAAGGACAUCACGGACGUGCUCAAGGCCCAGUCGCGAAACACGCGUCUCGAAUUUGAGGAGCGCACUCGCGAGGUCGUCCUACAGUUUGCUGAACAGGGUCUCAAUGCUGCUCUGUUCCAUGAGAACAAGGACUUGAAAUCCUUUGUCUCCCUGGUGCCGACCUCUGCUCUGAGCGGCGAUGGCAUGGGCAACCUCAUCAGCCUUAUUGUGGACCUCACGCAGAACAUGAUGGCCAAGCGCAUUGCCUUCUCCGAGGAACUCCAGGCCACCGUGCUAGAGGUAAAAGCUAUCCCCGGCUUGGGCACAACCAUCGACGUGAUUCUGGUGAAUGGGACUCUCCGCGAGGGUGACACCAUGGUGCUUGCUGGCCACGAGGGCCCGUUCACGACUCCCAUCCGGUCAUUGCUCAUGCCACAGCCGAUGAAAGAGUUGCGGGUGAAGAACCCCUACCAAGAGUACAAGGAAGUGAAGGGUGCCCAGGGAGUGAAAAUUGCUGCUAAAGAUCUGGACAAGGCCAUAGCUGGACUACAGGUCCUGGUCGCCAAGCAUCCGGAUGAGGUUGAAGUGCUCAAGGAAGAAGUUGCUCGUGCAUUGAAGGAGGUGAUGAGUGGCUUCAAGCUGGCUGAACGAGGUGUCUACGUCCAAGCAUCAACACUAGGUUCUUUAGAAGCUUUACUUGAGUUUCUUAGGGUUUCUAAAAUUCCAUAUUCUGGCAUCAGGAUAGGUCCUGUUGUCAAAAAGGAUGUUAUGAAGGCUUCUAUCAUGUUGGAACAUGAUAACCAGUACGCUGUGAUCUUGGCCUUUGACGUGAAGAUAGAACGAGACGCGCAAGAGCUGGCCGAUUCACUCGGGGUGAAGAUUUUCCAGGCUGACAUCAUUUACCACUUGUUCGACAAGUUCACUGCCCACAGAGAAGAGCUCCGCCAGAAGAAGCGUGAGGAGUUCAAGUCCGUAGCCGUGUUCCCCUGCCGGCUGCGCAUUCUGCCCCAGUUUGUGUUCAACUCCCGUGACCCCAUCGUUGUUGGUGUGUCCGUUGAGGCUGGCAUCGUCAAGGAAGGCACGCCGCUCUGCGUCCCCUCCAAGGAAUUCCUGGAUAUUGGCAUAGUGACCACCAUCGAAGUAAACCACAAGACUAUCGAGUCUGCCCGCAAAGGCCAAGAAGUGUGCAUCAAAAUUGAGCCCCUUGGUGGAGAGGCGCCGAAGAUGUAUGGCCGACACUUCGACCACACCGACUUCCUUGUUAGCAAGAUAUCACGUGCAUCAAUAGACGCCUGCAAGGAGUACUUCAGAGACGACCUCGUCAAAACGGACUGGCAGCUCAUGGUAGAACUGAAGAAGUUGUUCCAGAUUCUAUGAUCACUGUGGAAUGACAUAUGCACACUCAAGGCACCUGCCCAUCGUCUCCAUCUCAGCUGGCUGAUGAGCGCUCAAGACGACGAGAAGAAAGUGUGAAAAAAGACUCGUAGGGACUGCCGCCUGCCGCCAGCAUCAUUGCUGUGUGGCAGUUGUGAUUUCUGAAGUGGCCAAAGGGACCGUUCUUUGUUUCGGCUUACAGCAGCAGUGACUGUGACUGUAACUAGUGUGCAGUUGAAAUUAAGAGUACACCCCGAUUGCCUCUCGUGCCGAUGCAGGCGUCGCAUUGCAGCGUGCAACGGCACGAGUUUGCAGCGCACAAUGGCCCGAGUUGUUGGCUGCAAGUGGUGUGAAAGACUAGUUGCAGCAGAGAGAAUGGUGAGUGUAGGUCGAUCACGACUUACCGUAUGCAAGGUGCGAGACUUAACGAGACAAUUGUUCUUGCACACUGUUUGUUGCACUUUUUGUAUAACAGCCACACAUAGCUCGCUGUUGCUGAUGCAUUCACCUGGGUGGGUAAGAGGCAUAGCCAUGCAUAUUUAUGAAAAGCCCGGGAUACCUUUUUAUUGGGAUGGUUUCUUAUUUCCUUUUUUUACCUAAUUUAAAUGCUUAAGGCUUUCUUGUUGAUGCGCAAGUUAUGUUCUCACCACUGGAAAUGUAACAGAACUUUAGAAAAGUGGGGGGUGGGAAAGAAAAAAAUGCUUUGCUGCAACAGAGGCUGUCACAUUAUCUCACGUCGUUGAAAUGGAGGGAAAGAAGCAGGAUCAUAUUGUCUCGUCUUAGCCCGAAUAUUUUUGUUAAGUCUUAUGUUACAUGACCGUUGUUGUGGCCACUAAAAAAAAUCUGACAUUUGGAAUUUUUUAUCUCGAAACAUUUAAAUGGGAAGUAUACAUUUCUGCAGUAUUCACUGUUUCCAUGCUGUUCUCGUUUUGUCUACACUGGCUGAACAGAAUUGUGGCCCAACAGCCUUUUUUUUUCUUUUUGUCAUUGUGAAGUGUAGUGCUUGUCCACAUUGUGGUCUGCAAUGCUAAGGCCCAUGUUCAGAAACCAUUUGCAAUUUAGGACACGGAUUUUAAUCUAAUGUAGUUGAAAGGCAGAGCUAGUGCUCACAUUACGCUUGUACCGGCAUUGUUUCCUGGUUCACUGUGGAAUUUCGUACAGCAAAACAUUUUUAUAAACCCUGUUUGGUGUAGAAGGAAGUGAGUGCUAAGCUUUUUCUUUUGCUUCAUGCUUUUGAUUAAAAUCGAUGAUUCAGGAACAAUAGCAGUUCAAACAAGGAUAUUAAAUUAAAGAUCAUUAAGUUUUGUAUUGUAAAACAAUGUAUUGUUUUAAUCUGUGCCACUAUUAAUGAGAAACGGAAUGAAUUACCAGUCAAAGGAAAAUAUCAGAACCCUUCAGCUAGUUGUGCAGACAUGCAAGAAAACAUGUUAAGAAAACUGUUGCUUGAAGGUGACCGAUUUGUUUUGCAAGCAUGCAAAUAAAUUAUCUCUCGCAAGUU
Messenger RNA from Dermacentor silvarum, 6114 nucleotides. RefSeq names its product eukaryotic translation initiation factor 5B-like (gene eIF5B). Gene Ontology annotation, molecular function: GTPase activity; translation initiation factor activity; GTP binding. NCBI's taxonomy places the organism in Eukaryota, Metazoa, Arthropoda, Arachnida, Ixodida, Ixodidae. The record is from RefSeq and is a predicted model, not a curated record.